Endocarpon pusillum Z07020 is the source of this 1902-nucleotide messenger RNA. RefSeq names its product ABC transporter ATP-binding protein ARB1. Gene Ontology annotation, molecular function: ATP binding; ATP hydrolysis activity. The record is from RefSeq and is a predicted model, not a curated record. The coding region runs from base 1 to 1902 and encodes 633 amino acids. The transcript is spliced from 3 exons. NCBI's taxonomy places the organism in Eukaryota, Fungi, Ascomycota, Eurotiomycetes, Verrucariales, Verrucariaceae.
AUGCCUGUCUCAUCAUCUAAGGCUGCCCGCCAGGCUAAGCGCGCUGAAAAGAAGACUCCGACUUCUCGUCUGUCGUCAAAGGCUGGCUCGAAGACUGGAUCGAAAGCCUCCUCUGUAAAUGGAGAUGAGACGCCUCCUCUGCUAGACGGCGAUGGCAACCCGCUUCCCGAUGAUGAUGAGCCCGCCACCAACCAGGAGAAGAUGACCAAGGUGCAAAAAUUGACUGAGCAGAUGGACAAGCAUGGCAUGUCGGACAGGGUCACAACGGGUGUACUGGCGUCUUUGGCUGCAAGCAGAGACGUCAAAAUUACCUCUGUGUCGCUGGUGUUUCAUGGGAAGGUUCUGAUCACAGACACCACCCUUGAGCUCAAUUUUGGCAGACGAUAUGGUCUGCUUGGUGAGAACGGUUGUGGUAAAUCGACUCUUCUUAAGGCUAUCGAUAAGCGAGAGUUUCCAAUCCCAGAGCACGUCGACAUUUAUCUGCUGAAUGAAGGUGCUCCUCCCAGUGAGCUCGGGGCGCUCGAAUGGGUGGUGAAGGAAGCAGAAAAUGAGAUGGAGAGGCUUGACAAACUGGCCGAAGAUAUCUUAGAAAAAGAGGGCCCAGAAAGUCUUGUCCUGAUGGAUCUGUAUGAACGCAUUGAAAGUAUGGAGCCUUCAACAUUUCAGACGCGUGCGUCCCUCAUCUUGACUGGUCUGGGGUUCAAUAAGAAGACAAUAAACAAGAAAACAAAAGACAUGUCUGGAGGUUGGCGUAUGCGUGUUGCCCUAGCCAAGGCUCUGUUUGUCAAGCCGUCCCUCCUCCUUCUCGAUGACCCUACAGCACAUUUGGACCUUGAAGCCUGUGUCUGGCUGGAGGAGUAUCUAAAGAAGUGGGAUAAGACCCUUAUUCUCGUCUCCCACUCAAUGGAUUUCCUAAAUGGCGUAUGCACAAACAUGAUCGAUAUGCGCCAAAGAAAACUGAUGUAUUAUGGUGGAAAUUACGACUCGUAUAUCAAAACUCGCUCAGAACAAGAAGUCAACCAACAAAAAGCCUAUCUCAAACAGCAAGAAGAAAUCGCCCACAUCAAGAAGUUCAUUGCUUCGGCAGGAACAUAUGCCAACUUGGUGCGACAAGCUAAAUCGCGCCAGAAGAUCUUAGACAAGAUGGAAGCCGACGGCUUCAUCCAACCUGUUGCUCAAGACCGCGUCUUCACCUUCCGCUUCGCCGAUGUCGAGAAACUCCCACCUCCCGUCCUCUCUUUUGACAACGUCACCUUCUCCUACUCCGGCAAGAGGGAAGACAACCUGUACGAAAACCUCGACCUGGGAGUGGACAUGGACUCGCGGACCGCCCUGGUCGGCCCGAAUGGGGUUGGCAAAUCCACACUCCUCCGCAUCAUGACCGGCAAGCUCUCCCCCACCGGCGGCGUCGUAUCACGGCACACCCAUCUGAAGCUGGGCAUGUAUUCCCAGCACUCGGCUGAGCAGCUCGACUUGACCAAAUCCGCUCUCGACUUCGUCAGAGAUAAAUACUCAGACAAAUCCCAGGACUAUCAGUACUGGCGCCAGCAGCUGGGCCGAUAUGGGUUAUCUGGGGAAUCACAAACUGCGCUAAUGGGGACCUUGUCCGAGGGCCAGAAGAGCAGGAUCGUGUUUGCCUUGCUGGCGAUCGAGGGGCCGAAUAUGCUGUUGCUCGAUGAACCGACUAACGGAUUGGAUAUUCCGACUAUUGACUCCUUGGCUGAUGCCAUUAAUGCUUUCAGUGGUGGUGUGGUGGUGGUUUCGCAUGACUUCCGAUUACUAGACAAAAUCGCCAAGGACAUCAUGGUGUGCGAGAACAAGACGGUCAGGCGGUGGGAUGGCAGUAUCGGCGAAUACAAGAACUACCUGCGAAAGAAGAUGGUGUCUAUGGGUCAGGUGUAG